UAUUGCCAUUAAAUUUUAGUCUAUAUAUACCGAGGAGCACAUUCAUGUGAAUCUCACCAUUUUUCUCUCCGUCUCCGACUUUCAAGCUCUGUCUUUCUCUGUGAAAAACUAAAAAGCUCAGCCUCAAUCCACAAGGCUAUCACACCAACAAGAAACGAGGAAGAAAGCAUAGCAACGCAAACCACUAUUUGUUGUUGCUCUUGUUUUCUUUGAUUCUUCUGUUUUUGUUAUUGUUGUUUUCAGAUUCAAAAUACUGCUAGAUAAUGGCAAAGAAUGUUGGAAUCCUGGCUAUUGACAUCUACUUCCCUCCCGCGUGUGUUCAACAGGUAGCUUUGGAGUCUUAUGAUGGAGCAAGUAAAGGAAAGUACACCAUCGGACUUGGACAAGAUUGCAUGGCAUUUUGCACAGAAGUGGAAGAUGUCAUCUCAAUGAGCUUGACAGUCAUCACUUCCCUCCUUGAGAAGUAUAAGAUUGAUCCAAAACAAAUUGGUCGCCUUGAAGUAGGAAGUGAAACUGUGAUAGACAAGAGUAAAUCCAUCAAGACCUUCCUGAUGCAAAUUUUUGAGAAAUGUGGAAAUACUGACAUUGAGGGCGUUGACUCAACCAAUGCAUGCUAUGGAGGAACUGCAGCCUUAUUUAAUUGUGUAAACUGGGUGGAGAGUAGUUCAUGGGACGGACGCUAUGGGCUUGUUGUGUGUACUGACAGUGCGGUUUAUGCAGAAGGACCUGCCAGACCCACCGGAGGAGCAGGUGCUAUUGCCCUGCUAGUAGGACCUGAUGCUCCUAUUACUUUUGAAAGCAAAUUUAGGGGGAGUCAUAUGACUCAUGCCUAUGAUUUCUAUAAGCCAAACCUUGCUAGUGAAUACCCGGUUGUUGAUGGGAAACUUUCUCAGACUUGCUAUCUCAUGGCUCUUGAUUCUUGUUAUAAGUAUUUAUGCAGCAAGUAUGAAAAGUCAGAGGGCAAACAAUUUUCUAUUUCUGAUGCUGACUAUUUUUUGUUCCAUUCUCCAUAUAACAAGCUUGUACAAAAAAGCUUUGCUCGUUUGUUAUACAAUGACUUCUUGAGGAAUGCCAGUUCUGUUGAUGAGGCUGCUAAAGAAAAGCUAGGACCCUUUUCAACUUUAUCUAGUGAUGAUAGCUACCAAAGCCGGGAUCUUGAAAAGGUAUCCCAGCAAGCUGCAAAGCCCCUUUAUGAUGCAAAGGUUCAGCCAACCACCUUAAUACCAAAGCAAAUUGGUAACACAUACACAGCAUCUCUAUAUUCAGCAUUGGCUUCCCUUAUUAACAGCAAACACACUGAACUGGCUGGCAAACGGGUGAUAUUGUUUUCCUAUGGUAGCGGUUUAACUGCAACAAUGUUCUCUUUGAAACUCAAUGAAGGUCAAAAACCCUUUAGCUUGUCAAACAUUUCAUCUGUGAUGAAUGUUGAAGCAAAGUUGAAGUCAAGGACUGAGUUUCCUCCUGAGAAAUUUGUCGAAGUAUUGAAGCUGAAUGAGCAUAGGUAUGGAGCAAAGGACUUUGUGACGAGCAAAGACAUCAGUCUUUUGGCUCCGGGAACAUAUUAUCUUACUGAAGUCGAUUCAAUGUACCGGAGAUUCUAUGCCCAGAAGGAUGGUGAGAAAACCAACUGCGAGAAUGGCUCAGUUACAAAUGGCUACUAACACAGUGAGGCAGCUGUUUGUGCAUGUAUGUCUUGUUAGAUGUAGUGGCUCACUGAAUGAUGUUACCGUUAAUUAAAACUAUCCCAGAUUCCUCAAGUUUGUGAUGCUAAAGCAAGUGUAGUCUGUUCAUCAGCUGGAAUUUUUUUCUUUUUAAUAAAAAGCUUCUCUGUUUUUAAAUAAA
Messenger RNA from Mangifera indica (mango), 1842 nucleotides. RefSeq names its product hydroxymethylglutaryl-CoA synthase. Bases 264 to 1661 code for a protein of 465 amino acids. The transcript is spliced from 12 exons. The record is from RefSeq and is a predicted model, not a curated record. Gene Ontology annotation, biological process: acetyl-CoA metabolic process. NCBI's taxonomy places the organism in Eukaryota, Viridiplantae, Streptophyta, Magnoliopsida, Sapindales, Anacardiaceae. Gene Ontology annotation, molecular function: hydroxymethylglutaryl-CoA synthase activity.